CGAUCGACGUCCACCUACGUCCUUAUGCCUAUGUCAAUUGGCGAUACUUUGGUCGCGUCGACGUCAAAGCUCGAUUUCACGUUGCUGGACUUCGAAACGAGGAUUUAGUCGCGUUCCGGGGAAUAAUAGGACAGUGGACAAGUAAACGCGGUGUGCCACACGCAAAGUACGAGCAACGGAAUAACGCGAAGAAUAAUGCCUGGUCGAAGUACGAGUCACGAUUUCGUCGAGCGAUAAGUGGCAAGUUCAUGGGCGCGAUGGACAUAUGAAUCGAAACCAUCAUGGGCGUGCUCCAAUUGAUCCUGUUGGUGCUGGCAUCGUCGCGCUACCUCGUGCAUCCGAUCGAUGGUGCCAUUCGCGGCGAGAAGCCAACCAGCGCGGAGACUCAGAAUCAGAAUAAUGUCCUUUCUUCGGGAGCUGCACCUGUCAAGGAUGUCCUGGCGCAGACCGGCGGCAGCGCUAUACUACCCUGUAAAUUCACUGGCCCCGGAAUGGUAACUUGGAUCAGACGGAAAGAUAGGCAACUAUUGACAGUGGGCAGCGACACCCAUGCCAUCGACAAGCGGUUCAAAGUUGACUCGAACAGUACUGACUGGACGCUGCUGAUAAAGAAUAUUAAACGCGACGAUGCUGGGAUGUACGAGUGUCAGAUUCAAACCGAGCCGGUUCGCCAGCAAUUCAUUCGUCUGAACGUCACCGAAGCGUACUCCAUAAUUCCCGGCGGACCGGAUCUUCACGUGAAGCAGGGAUCCAGCCUUCGACUGGAGUGCCAACUGAUUGCAUCCGCGGAAGCGCCGAGCUUCAUCUUUUGGUACAGACAGGGACGCAUGAUCAAUUACGACGACGAACCGGGGGUCAGAGUCGAGGCUACCAAAAACGGUUCCAUUCUGAUAGUGGACAAAGUGAAACUCUCCCACGGCGCCAAUUACACUUGCUCGCCGAGCAACGCCCGGCCAGCGUACAUCAUGAUACACGUGAUCGAAGAGGAGGAAAAACCAGCGGCCAUGCACGGUGGCGAUCGACGAAACGGUACGCGCGGGGCAUCGAUCAACGUCAUGUUGAUUUUUCUGACUUUCAUCGGUAUACAGAGCUCUGGCCGACUCUAUCUGCAACAGUACCACGUCACGUGACCAGCCCACCGGGUCAACAUCGUCACCGAAUUAGUAGCAUCCACGGGAACUUGAACAUUUCUGACACCUUUCUCUCCUAUCUAACCGUCGUUCGUCCGACCCGUGUUUAUUUUCGCGGUACAACGUAGAAUAAUGGACGAUAAGCGUCGACAGGAAGCUGGAAAACAAACACCAGGUGCGUCGCUGAUAUCAACAGCCCUCGGGCGUCAGAAACCCGCGAAUGGUUCCGUUUCUUGGAAACGUUUUACUACUCGAACGCGGGAACUAGCUUAAUCCGAAACUGGAGAAAUUGCAGCUUAAAGUAACAAUAACGAGAAAACGGUAUCCGACUUGGCGCGUAGGUGGACCCUUCCUUCGCGACACGGUCAAUUCACGGGAAACUUUCGAAACAGUUUCGAGAUUCCGUCGGAGCAAUUUGAGGUUCGACGGACCACUCGACGCGGUUAUUACGAGACGAGAGACUUUCGGACGAAACUUUUUACGACGAGCUUUCGAUCAUAAAGUUGGGACGAAAUUAAUUGGUCGCUCGAGGCUACUUCCCCGGCUGUGAUUUCUGCCGUUCGAAGGGAAUACGUUCAACGAACCCCUACUCGAUUAGCUUACGGCUGUUCCCAAAUACAUUACUUUUUAAAUUAUCGUCAAAGAACAUGCAGAGAAUAAUAGUAUUUUCCCGGUAAAUUCAGUAUGGAAUCUUCACCUAUGUAUGCUAUAUUUAUAUUCGAUUGUUCUUAUAAAACAGCAGCGCCAGGUUAUUCGGUCCUGACUACGAAAUCUCGAUCUCGGAUACGUUUCUAAAAUUAAAUAUCAAACGAUUGAUUGGUAAUACAAAUUCCUACUCCUUGACGAGCUAACAAAGCUCCGUUACACGAUAAACGCGAAGGAAUA
Molecule: messenger RNA, 2015 nt
Organism: Colletes gigas
Lineage: Eukaryota; Metazoa; Arthropoda; Insecta; Hymenoptera; Colletidae
Product: junctional adhesion molecule B-like
Exons: 7
Coding region: 282-1130 (282 amino acids)
Biological process (GO): synapse organization
Cellular component (GO): neuron projection membrane
Source: RefSeq, a predicted model, not a curated record